AUGCCACAUCCUCCAUUACCCACAUGCACUUCACACCCACAUCCCUUCCUCCGUACUGAACAUGGACUAACCUUUACCGGCUUGCAAACUACCACCUCUGUGUACUUUUCUGUUCACUGCACCAUGCCCUUGUUGUUGCGUCACGUACCACUUUCAUGCUUAUCUCCUUCCUUGUCUGCUUUGAUGCUAACUUCCUUUUGUUGGUUUUGUACUCAUAAUCUACUCAAUGACAAAAGCUUUCCAGUUUCAGGGCCCUCUGAAGAAGUCUAUAACAACGAACCCAUCAUUUUUGCAAUCCGAUGCGUUCCCUUCGUCACUUUGCUGCUAGCCGUGUGCAUUCUUAGCAGGAAAGAGACGAAUAAAGUUUCGAGAGCAGGUCCACGAACUGCACAAACGCAAGAGGUCAUCAUGGAGGAGGAGGAGGAGGAGGAGGAGGAGGAGAAUGAACCAAAAGAGCAACCAGCUGGACAGGAAAGAAAAGAAGACGAAAAGAAUAAAGAACUAGGAGAUGAAAGAAGUUUGGAAAAUGAGAUUGAAGUAAUGGCGGAGGACAAGGAUGUGAAAGAGAUGACUGAACAAACAGGACAUGGACGAGAAUUGGAAGUGGUGAACGAGUUAACAGGAUGAGAAAAAAAAAACGCAAAUGGACAAGUGCAAACAAGACUUUGUGAUUAGCAGAUUGUUGUGAAAUCGUACAAUGUUCUGCAAUAAUAGAGCAGUUGAGGGUGAAGGGCCUUGCUCAGGGGCCCAGCAGAAGCAAGUCAAACUGAAGUUUCUAAUCACAACCUUCUGAUCAACAUCUUAACCACUGAUCUCCCACUGCUGGAAUGCUAGAAAGAAUGAUUAUUUAAAACCAAGACCCUCAAUCUGAAGGAAAGCCAGAAACGAGGCAUUAGAAAACAAAAGAAAUGCACCCCAAAGAGGUCUCCUUUGCACCUGGUUGCAGUGUUACAUAGUCCCCUUAAAGAGUCAUCCAUCCCAGUGCCCCAGCAACCCAAACUCCAGUGCAACACUCUUUAGAGACAGAGGUCUCGGGUUGAAAGCGCAGUGGUACCACUUUACUUUCAGCCUGGGGCUGUACCUGUAUAGGGCCUCUUGAAUGUUCCUUGCACCUUUAUUGAAGUGGAAUGGGGUAACUUGGUGGUUAAGAUGUUGGCUUUCUGAUAGUAGGGAUGUUAGUUCAAAUCCCUGCAAAACUAAGUUGCCCCUCUGGGUUCUUUAGCAGGAGUUGCUCAAGUUGUGUUAAUAAAAUAAUUGUAAAUUAAGUCUUGAACGUGUUGUUUGUCGUCUCACCUCCUUCUACCUUCUCUUGUCUUGAUAACUCAAUGGACACUGGACUUCUAAUCAGAAGGUUACAAACCAGCACUUCCAAUGUGCCACUGCUGAACACGGCCUUCAUCCAUCAUCUGCUCAGCUGUAGAAAACGAGGGAAGUUAAUUUUUUCUGUAUAAAUGCAGAAAAUAAAUGUGAUGUAAAUGUCUUCACUGCUGUAUUAGUAUCAGGUCAGUGUGCAUCCAGUAGAACUUUUAAGUAUGUGGAAGCCCAGUGGUUAUGGCAUUGCACUCUGGAUCAGAAGUUCACAAGUUCAAAUCCCAGCACCACCAAACUCAUAU
Silurus meridionalis is the source of this 1613-nucleotide messenger RNA. RefSeq lists its product as uncharacterized. Lineage: Eukaryota; Metazoa; Chordata; Actinopteri; Siluriformes; Siluridae. The record is from RefSeq and is a predicted model, not a curated record. Bases 1 to 627 code for a protein of 208 amino acids. The transcript is spliced from 2 exons.